UAGAAUACACAGAUUACAUUUUUUAAUGUUUUUCAUAUGUGUUAUGAUAUUUACAUAUGAUUAAAAUAAUAAAAUCUUUUAAAAUAUUGUAUCGUCAGUGGAUAUGGUUUCGUACAAGUUAUAUCUAAGAAAUAUAUUAUAUACUCAACAUAACCUUACCGCCAACGUGAAAUGCGCCAGAUCUAUUCAGAGAUUCAUGUAUUAUUAGUAUAAAAAAAUAUAUUUAUAAAAAAGCCGAAGAUGUCAAAUAAAUCUGAAAAUACAGUUACUCAUAAAACACACAGAGAACGUAAUGCCGGCCGUAAGGCUGAAAAAAAGAAAGUGAAAAAGAAUGAUGGUCAAGAAUUAACGGAUAAACAGAAAAAUCCGAAAGCAUUUACAUUUAAUUCUGCGAUUAAGGCAGAAAGACGAUUUAGACGAAAACAGGAUAUAGAAACAAAGAAGCAACAUAUACCACUGGUUGAUAGAUCACCUCUUGAACCACCACCCAUUUUAGUUGCUGUUGUUGGUCCUCCAAAAGUUGGCAAAUCUUUAGUAAUUCAAUGUCUCAUUAAGAGUUAUGUGAAACAACCAUUAACCAAUAUACUUGGUCCAGUUACUGUUGUUUCUGGUAAAAAAAGAAGGAUUACUUUCAUGGAAUGCAACAAUGAUAUAAACAGCAUGAUAGAUAUCGCAAAAGUGGCUGAUUUAGUUUUGCUUUUAGUGGAUGCAUCCUUUGGCUUUGAGAUGGAAAUAUUUGAAUUUUUAAAUAUUUGUCAAGUUCAUGGUAUGCCUAGAAUCAUGGGUGUUUUAACCCACUUAGAUUUAAUUAAAAAUGCAAAACAGUUGAAGAGGACUAAGAAAACAUUGAAACAAAGGUUUUGGACAGAAGUUUAUGCUGGAGCCAAAUUAUUUUAUUUGUCUGGACUAGUUCAUGGAGAAUAUUUGCGUACAGAAGUUAAAAAUCUAGCUAGGUUUAUAUCUGUCAUGAAGUUUAGACCUCUUACAUGGCGUACCACGCAUUCUUAUAUUCUUGCUGAUCGAGUGGAAGAUUUAACAUCUCCAGAAUUAAUUAGACAAAAUCCAAAAAUCGAUAGAACAAUAAGUUUAUAUGGGUAUGUCAGAGGAAUUCCUUUAAGCAAAGAGACCUCUGUACAUAUUCCUGGUUGUGGAGAUCUUAAAAUCAAAGAUAUUAUCUUUUUACCAGAUCCAUGUCCUCUACCAGAACAGUUAAAAAAACGUGCAUUAGUGGAGAAAGAAAGACUAAUUUAUGCCCCUUUCUCUGGUGUUGGUGGUAUAGUAUAUGAUAAAGAUGCUGUCUAUGUUGAAUUAGGUGGUAGUCACUCACAUCAAGAAGAAGAGACAGGUUUGAUUGGAGCUCUAAUGGACACUCAAGAAACAUUAGAUCAAAAGUUACAACAUAGUGAGUUGCAGUUGUUUAGUAAUGCAGCUCCGAUAAAAUCGCAUGAUGUAAGUGAAAAUUUUGGGGGUUACAUGGAAGAGACUGUGAUGGAUAAUGGUAGGAUUAGAAGAAAGGUUUUGUUCCCUGAUUUUGAAUCAUUAGCGAAAUUUUCUGAUGCGUCAGACGAAAGUGAUCAUGAAAACAGCGAUGAAAGUGACCGUGAAGAUAAUGAAGAAACAAAAUUGAACGAACAAAAUGAGAAUAAGGGCAUCAAGAGAAAGAACGAAGUUCACCAACUAGAAAAUGUCCAAAUUAAAAAAAGAAGAAGUUCGUUAUUUGAUUUAGAUUCAGAUUUGAAAGAGGAAAACGAUAGCAACAUGGAUACUACCGAACACAAAUCACCACGUUUUAUAGAAAGUAUCGUUUCAAAAGUAACACAUGACCUAGACGUUUAUCAUGCUCUGACCAAGGAGUCAGAUAUUUUAAUAAAAAAUAAAAUCACAGAAGCGCUUAAUCAAUUAAAUUCAAGUUCAAAUAAAAGGAACAAAGAACGAAAUAGCGACAGCGAAAGUUUUGAUGAAUUUAGCGAUGAAGAUUCCCGAACUGGGCUAGAAAUGGAUAAUAGAGAAAAAGAAACUAACUUUCGAAAUGAAACUUCCGACGAAGAAGAAGAGGAGGAGAAGGAGGAGGAAAAGAAAAGGGAAAAUGAUGAAGCUGAUAAUGUGGAAGAAGAUCGUAAGGUUACAGAAGAAAAAGAAGUUGAAGAUGAAUUAAAAUGGAAGUCAAAUUUAGUUGAAAAAGCUAGAACGGCGUUUGAAAAUCGUCAACGAAAUAAUAAAAAUCUAAUGAAAAUCAUUUACGGAGUAUUCGAUAAAACUCACAAGCAAGAAGAGGAAAACAAGAAAGCAGAAGAACAUGAAGAAGAAGAUAACAAUGUAGGUGGUAUCUUCCGUAUUGUUCAAGAGCAACAGAAACAAAAGAUACAAGAACGAGAACUGCAAAAUCAAGGAGAGUGCAUAUUCUUCUCAGAAACUCCACGGGACUGGUUGGACGAAAAAAAUAAGGUGCUCGUGAUGAAUCGUUUCGUAACUGGAAAAUGGAAAGAAUCGGAAGAUGCCGAAGAGCUUUUAAAAUUAGACGACAUAAAUGAUGAGGAAUUAUACGGAGACUUCGAAGAUUUAGAAACUGGGGAGAAAUAUGAAACAGAAGCACCAAAAGAAUCAACAUCGAACGAAAUAGAGGAAAGAAAGAAACUAAUGGACAAAAAGAAAAAAUUAAAGGAACAAUUUGAUUUGGAGUAUGAUAACGGCGAAACUAAGACCUAUUACGACGAGUUAAAAUUGGAAGUCGAAAGACAAGCAAAUCUAAAUAAAUCAGAAUUCGAGGGAAUGGAUGAUAAUGUAAGGGUACAAUUGGAAGGUUACCGUCCAGGAAUGUACGUGCGUGUUGAGAUAGAAACUGUGCCAUGUGAACUUAUUAGUCAUUUAGAUCCUACAUAUCCAUUGAUUAUUGGGGGACUUUUACAUGGUGAGGAGAACAUAGGAUACGUGCACACAAGAAUUAAGAAACAUCGAUGGUAUCCAAAGAUUUUGAAGAGCAAAGAUCCAUUGAUACUUUCCGUAGGUUGGCGACGAUUUCAAACGUUAGCAAUAUUCUCGAAAUUAGAAGAUAACUUGAGGAAUAGAAUGUUAAAGUAUACCCCAGAACAUGUUGCCUGUAUGGCGCAUUUUUGGGGUCCUAUUACUCCACAAAGUACGGGAAUUCUGGUGGUGCAAGAUGUUGCAACUAGGCCACCAGGCUUUAGAAUAGCGGCAACAGGUUCCAUUGUAGAAAUAGACAAGAGUACACAGAUCAUGAAAAAAUUAAAGCUUACCGGUGUUCCGAUGAAAAUUUACAAAAAAACAGCUUUCAUCAAAGAUAUGUUUAACUCGGCACUCGAAGUAGCAAAAUUUGAAGGUGCUAGAGUAAAAACCGUAUCCGGUAUACGUGGUCAAAUAAAGAAAGCCGUGUCAAAACCAGAAGGAUGUUUCCGUGCAACAUUCGAAGAUAAAAUACUCCUGAGUGACAUCGUUUUUUGUCGAACAUGGUAUAGGGUUGAUGUUCCAAAAUUUUAUAAUCCCGUUACAUCGCUUCUAUUACCCCCUGAAGAAAAAAAUCGAUGGCAAGGAAUGAAAACAACUGGUCAACUAAAGAGAGAAAACAAUAUACGAAUGCCAGCUAAUAAAGAUUCUAUGUAUACGCCUAUCGAGAGGCAGGUAAAAGUAUUUAAGCCUCUAUUCAUUCCUCGAAGCUUGCAAAAAGAUCUUCCGUAUCGAGAUAAACCAAAAUUAAUGCCAAUUUCUGGUAAGCCGAAUCUCAAAGAUGCCAGAGUAGCUGUAGUACGUGAACCAAAGGAAGCAAAGGUAGCUAGACUUAUGAGAAUGAUCAAAACCAACUAUGCUUAUAAACAAAAGCAACUUAAAGAAGCGACUAAACGAAGAAUAGAGGCGCAUCAAACUCAGAUUGCUGCCGCAGAAGCACGGAAACUUCAAAGACAAAAAGAAUUGAAAAAACAUGUAUUCAGAGAACUCAGUAAGUUAGAAAAGAAGAAGAAACAGUGA
Messenger RNA from Habropoda laboriosa, 3981 nucleotides. Its product is annotated as ribosome biogenesis protein BMS1 homolog. Gene Ontology annotation, cellular component: 90S preribosome; nucleus. Bases 241 to 3981 code for a protein of 1246 amino acids. Lineage: Eukaryota; Metazoa; Arthropoda; Insecta; Hymenoptera; Apidae. Gene Ontology annotation, molecular function: GTPase activity; GTP binding; U3 snoRNA binding. Gene Ontology annotation, biological process: maturation of SSU-rRNA from tricistronic rRNA transcript (SSU-rRNA, 5.8S rRNA, LSU-rRNA); ribosome biogenesis; endonucleolytic cleavage of tricistronic rRNA transcript (SSU-rRNA, 5.8S rRNA, LSU-rRNA). The record is from RefSeq and is a predicted model, not a curated record. The transcript is spliced from 2 exons.